AUGUCUCCAGAGACCUACGAUAUUGUCAUUAUUGGUGGCGGUACUUCCAGCCUAGUUCUGGCCAACCGCCUCUCCGAACAGCCGAAUGUACAGGUCCUCGUCCUCGAAAGUGGCGAGGACCGCAGCGCAGACCCGAACACCCUGACUCCGGGGGCCUGGCCUUUGCUGUCCGAGUCUCCAGCUGACUGGACUUUCCACACGGUUACUCAGAAGAAUAUCGACAAGCAAAUCACAACCCCGCAGGGGAAGGCCCUCGGAGGUUCUAGCGCAAUCAACAGCUUCCUGUUCACCUCAACGUCCAAGGCGACUGUGGACGGAUGGAAGAACCUGGGCAACGAAGGCUGGGACUACACUGCGUACGAGACGGCUCUGAAGAAGUCAUAUACUCUGCAUAAGUCCUCGGGGGAAGUUGAAGGCAGUGGCCCCUUGCAGGUUACGCUUCAUGCACCUCAGACCGUCUGGGAGAAGGCCUGGAUUGACGGCCUGGAGUCGGUUGGGUUUCCGAGGACUGAUCCACUCUCUGGCCGUCUUGGUGGACCGAAUAUCGCUGCCGAGAGUAUCGACCCUAAGACGAAGCAGAGGAGCUAUGCUGCCAAUGCAUGUCUCGAUCCGGUCCGAGGCAGGCCGAACCUGACGAUCCAGACUGAGACAACCGUUACCAAGUUGUUGCUCGAAAGACCUUCCCCAGGCAGCGAUGCUGUCGCAAAGGGCGCACAGUUAAUCACCAAGGGAGGGUCUGCCCAAAGUGUUGCAGUCCGUAAGGAGGUCAUCAUUUCUGCGGGGGCCAUCAACUCGCCCCGACUUCUCGAGCUCUCGGGAGUAGGCGGUGCCGACUUGCUUCAGCGAUUGGGAGUCGAUGUUUUAGUUGACAACCCACACGUUGGCGAGAACCUCCAGAACCACCUCUUCACAGGAAUUUCCUUUGAGGCGCGCGACGAUGUGGACACGAUCGAUGCUUUCUUCCGCCAGGAGCCUGAUGCCGUCGAUGCAGCCAUGCAGGACUACGGCACCAAGGGGACUGGGCCCCUCAGCACCAGCAACUUGAUAACCAUGGCCCAGCUUCCGCUGCCCGAGUUCCAUACCCCAGACGGGCGUAAGGAGCUCGACCAGCUGCUAGGCACCCUGGACCCGGAGGCGGACGCGCUCCGCUCCCCACCAACCACGCCGGCCUUUGCCGCCGCUCACGAGGCCUUCGUACGAUCCAUCCUCAGAGACCCAACCGAGGGGCUGGGCAGCUACAUCUUCGGCGCCGCCUACGCGCCCUUCGACGGCCCCAGCCCAGCCUACCGGGCCCCCGGGAAGCACGUCUCCGUCGUGAUACAGCUGUCGCACCCGCUCUCGCGCGGCUCCAUGCACAUCACCAGCGCGGUGCCGGAGCAUGCCAGCACGAGCGAGGGCGUGAGCAUCGACACCCGUUCCCUCUCGCACCCCCUGGACCUCGAGGUGCUCGCGCGCCAGGUCCGCUUCGCCGAGGACAUUAUUACAACCGCGGAGCCACUCGCGCGCCACCUGAAGCCGUACACCAAGAGGAUCACUGACCUGGAGGCGGCGAAGGAUUAG
This is a messenger RNA of Diaporthe citri, 1560 nucleotides long. RefSeq lists its product as uncharacterized. The record is from RefSeq and is a predicted model, not a curated record. Lineage: Eukaryota; Fungi; Ascomycota; Sordariomycetes; Diaporthales; Diaporthaceae. Bases 1 to 1560 code for a protein of 519 amino acids. Gene Ontology annotation, molecular function: flavin adenine dinucleotide binding; oxidoreductase activity, acting on CH-OH group of donors. The transcript has a single exon.